UUUGUUUCACACGAUAGAAGUGUUGGCGUGUAAUAGUCGUUGUUUGUAAUCCGGAACUAUUUAUAAUCGUGUCCGUGUUCUCAAUAUGACUGUACACACUGACGGACCAAAUAGAACAUGCGUCAGAAACGUCUUUCGUUGUAUGACAUUCUUCAGUAUAUAAGAUAUUUAUGAAAUCCACUUUGACUGUCAAGAUAAGACGGUAAUCAGGAAAUCGUUUUAAGUUAAACGUUUUGUUUAUCGUGCGUCUGAAAGAUUUCCAUCUUUCCAAGUGUGGUAUGAGGCAGAUUGAUGCAGAUUAUAAAUGUGUGCCGAUUCCGCAACGGUGUCAAAUCGCGUGUUAUAAAGCCCCUGGCCUGUUUUUUUACUUCUUCUCGUACCAUGGCCAAGAGCAAGUUUGAAUAUGUGCGUAACUUUGAAGUAGAUGACACCUGUCUGAGAAACUGCUACAUUGUCGUGAGGCUGGAUGGGCGCAACUUCCACAAGUUUUCAGAGCAGCACAAGUUCACCAAACCCAAUGACAACAGGGCCCUGGGCCUGAUGACCCGCAGCGCCCGCUCGGUCAUGGAGGAGCUUGAGGAUAUUAUCAUUGCAUAUGGACAAAGUGAUGAGUUUAGUUUUGUUUUCAAGAGGACCUCCAACUGGUUCAAGAGGAGAGCUAGCAAGCUGAUGACCCAUGUGGCCUCGCAGUUCUCGUCCUCUUACGUCUUUUACUGGAAAGAGUUUUUUGGAGAGCAGCCUCUCCUCUACCCACCAGGAUUUGAUGGACGUGUGGUACUGUAUCCUAGCAACCGCAACCUGAAAGACUAUCUGAGCUGGAGGCAAGCAGACUGUCACAUAAAUAAUUUGUACAACACAGUCUUUUGGACUCUCGUGCAGAAAGGUGAACUAACCACAGUUCAAGCAGAAGAGCGCUUAAAGGGAACGUUAGCUGCUGACAAAAAUGAAAUCCUGUUCUCAGAGUUUGACCUCAACUACAACAAUGAAGCGGCCAUCCAUAGGAAAGGCACAACUCUUAUCUGGGAAAAGCAUGAUGAAACUGUUACCAAACAAAUAAUAGGAGUGAAUGACGAGAGGAAGGACAUACGCGUGACCCGAAGCAAGAAGAUUGUGCAGACCUACCACUGUGACAUAAUAGGAGAAGAGUUUUGGCAGCAACACUCAAACAUUCUAGAAGACGAUGGCUGUUAGUGUUGUGAAAAAUAAACACACAUCACGGUGACACGUUUGGAUCAGUUUGUUUACUAAAAGUAAAAGCCAAGUCAGAAAUGUUCUUUACAAGAAUACGAUCCAUGCGACCCCGCAAGUCUGAACACGAUAUUCUGAUUAAUAUUGUGUUUCUGGAUUGUGAAUACAGCAGCAAAGUCCACGCAUGUUUAUCUAUUUCGGACUGGGGUGGCGGGGUCAUUGCGCCGCUUGCAGUCGACUGAAAAUGACACUGCACGUGCAGUAUUGUGCUUAACCUCAAGAUGGCGCCACACCGACGGGUUUUGACCCAAAUUAAAGGUUUUAACACUUAAACGUGGGUAGGGAACUCUGGUUUUUCGAGAGCCAUAUGCUGCUUGUUUUAGAUUUCUCUGUACUUCAACACGCCUGAUUCAAAUGAUCAGUUCAUCAGCAAACUCUGUAGAGGCCUGAAACGAUCAUGAACAAUUGAAUCAAAUGUGUAUGAGGAUGGAGGCUAUCUCAAACAGGCAGGAUAUGGCUCUCGAGGAACUGGACUUUCCAACACGUAUAUAAAAAUGUCAAAAUAAUGAUCAGGACCUGUAGACAGCAUUAGUAGACACCUGUUUAUACAGUUUCUCAGCAAAAAUAAAUAAAAUGGUGAGACCCCUUUUA
This is a messenger RNA of Hippocampus zosterae (dwarf seahorse), 1839 nucleotides long. RefSeq names its product tRNA-histidine guanylyltransferase 1-like (gene thg1l). Gene Ontology annotation, biological process: tRNA modification. The transcript is spliced from 7 exons. Gene Ontology annotation, molecular function: magnesium ion binding; tRNA guanylyltransferase activity. Bases 292 to 1191 code for a protein of 299 amino acids. NCBI's taxonomy places the organism in Eukaryota, Metazoa, Chordata, Actinopteri, Syngnathiformes, Syngnathidae. The record is from RefSeq and is a predicted model, not a curated record.